Molecule: messenger RNA, 1923 nt
Organism: Penicillium mononematosum
Lineage: Eukaryota; Fungi; Ascomycota; Eurotiomycetes; Eurotiales; Aspergillaceae
Product: C-terminal helicase domain-containing protein
Exons: 8
Coding region: 1-1923 (640 amino acids)
Source: RefSeq, a predicted model, not a curated record
AUGUGGACUUCAAGCACGAGUUCACAGGCUCAGACACCCUCCUCCCGACUCUUCGACGGUGGCGUGAUGCGGGAAUACCCGCCGAAUGGGCCUGGGGUGCAACAAUGGAAAACUUUGACCCCUAUACCCUAUGGUGUGGAGAAACCCGCCGUCUUCGCAGUUCAUACGUCUGCAAGUCUAGGGCAAGGGCUAUUCGGCAGACUUGAAAAUUUCUCGUCCCAAGAGCCCCUGGCUCUCUUCCCAAAACCUCUUUCCUGGUAUGCGCGUGACCAUUUCAUCAAAACGGCGUUUGCGUUCCCGAUUAAUGCCUGGUACAUGGGGAAAGUUCUCCGCGCUGCCCUUGUAGACGCGAAAACGCUGCACUCCUCCCUUGACCAGCAAGAGCGAUAUCUGCUGGUCAAGCACUUCAAUGAUCCGAGGAGUGAGUUGAAAGUUCUGAUAAUGACUUACGAUGUCGGUUCCGUCGGCCUGAAUCUCCACAAAGCAUGCAACUGCGUUAUCCUCACUGCGCCGAGCAGAAGCUGGAGCCAAGAGGCUCAGGCAACGGGGCGCGCGCUUCGGAUCACUUCAGAAUUCCCUCUGGUAGUCAUCCGCGUGUCAACCCCAAACACCCAUGAUCCGUUCCGAAAUGCAAAACAAGCCGACAAGGCUUGCUUGCAGCUCGCCGUGAACGCCCAUGAUCCGGACUUCAGAUCAAUGAUGCUGAAGGAGUUGAUCGCCAUCCAGCCUGAGGUUGAUAAGUACGCGAUUGAAGACCCCUCCGACCAGGAUAACGAGAGUUCCCCUCCCCCAGAAGAUGACUCACGCGACGAAGACUACGUCGGCAACGCCACUGAUGAAGGAGAAUAUGAUGAUGAAGAGGACGAACUCGCCUCUCUCCUAUUCGCGGCGGAAGCUCUCUUCCAGCACGUCGGCAGCGUCCCCCAACUCCAACACGGGGAUUUCUCAUCGGACGGAUCCUCGGAUGCAUCAAAUGCCUCGGAGUCAGAGAGCGACGGCGAUAAAGAACCUGCAGCACCGGGGAAGGGCACUGCGCACGCUCGUGAUCUCGCAUCCCGGAACAAAGCCAAAAGCUGGGAGGCUUUUGUGGACCAUACUCAACCGACGGAUGCUGAUCGCCAUCGUUUGGCACUCCUAACAUUACCCGCCCAGAAAACGUGGGCUGUGAAGGAUCUAGACAAUCCUCAGUUCUAUAUGAUCUCACUUCGACUUAUGUACAACAGAAUGCGUGGGGUGAAAACUCUGCACCUCGGAACAAGCAUUUACAUAAACUACCAUGAUGAUCCUUCGUUCCUUGAUAUCGCCAAACGUAUCCUCCGAAUCGACCACCCAGCGCCGCGAAUCACUGGGGGAGCCGAUAUCAACAAGGGAGAAGAUGGAUGGCUGCCAGAUUCUGUCAGCGAGUAUGAGGCUGCUCUGAGGUGGAUUCAACAACUUGAAAAGGAGCGGGACACAUAUUCAAAAAUGCUCAAGGGGGCAUACUACCUUGGGCAUAUCGUUGCCGGAAGUGGCAUGCAUCGCACCCGGCUCGAUGGGGACAACCGUCGAGUGGCCGUUGACUGGGCUCUGAUAAAGAUUUCGAGUAAUAGAAUCCACCGGCAAAUUAAUGGAGAUCGCGUCUCUGGAAACAAGGGGUUCCAGUACAGCAACAUGCCGACCAACCCCCCAUAUCAUGGUGGUCAUGGAUUCGCGCGACGGAUUGAAAAUUUACAAAUCCGGGCGAUCUACUGGCAUGACAGCUUCUAUGAUGGAGACUCUGGGUCUUGGGUAACAAGAGUGGAUGGGAAGGUUCUCCGAAUAUUAACCGGAGGUGAUGAGCGGCAGGGAACGACCUACUUCUGCCGGAUAAAUGACGUGUUCGACGAUAUCAAAGAUAUCACCGGCGCAGCUGAAGUCAGAAUCGCUCCGCCGCCAGUUUUGUGA